AUGCUACAAAAAUGGGUAUACAAGUUUUUGAUCAGCUGCCAAGGUCCCCGAAAGCCGUUUAUGGGGAUCGGAGUGUUGUAUUUAGCUCAAGAAAGAGGUUCUUGGGACGAAAUAGGAUUUUUCCAGAUCUGUAAUGAGCAGCAUACAACUUCAUCAGGCUCUGGAAGUUGUGUCUGCUUUCAGAAACUCUCUCUGAAUAAAGACACGUUCCCAAAACCACCUGCUUCGACUAUCGAUAGUCGUCGUCACUCCCAGAAUCUCAAUAACACCAUUGCAGAGGAUAUAGAAAGCGAGUCUGCUCAUGUCGAUUCUCGCGCAACGGUUUCACAGAGUAUGAAAGAGCAAUCGCGCAACGCUACCGAUGAUAGCCUGUAUGUAUAUGCUGAAAGCAGGCCUCAAAAAAUAACCUCAAAGAAAUCCGUGCCUUUUAGGCCGGCAAAAAAGCGGUUAUGGACGAGCGAGAAGGAAACGAGUUCAAGCCGUAACGAUGCAGCAAAACCCGGCGACCCUGAAAGUGCCACCCAAAACUAUGCCAAAAGUCACGCAUCGAGCCACGACGGAUAUUUCCCACGUUCGGUAGCUGAACUGCAACGGGGCAUCAACUUUGUCGUGACGCCUCAAGGAGUCUGUCACAAACCAAACAUGUCUUUACUUUACAAAGAUUUCGGACAGCGCAUUAACGUGAUGUUGGAGUGGCUGCCCGAUCGCAGUCUUCAAUCGCCUCAAACUGUCCCCGGUGAUAAUCCAUCUUACGCCGCGGACGUCAAAAUCAUUGCGAGUUUCGCUCAUUCAGCCCAAGAAAUCGUACAAGACAUGAACACUUUCAGAGGUCGCUCACCGACCUCGCUCAUCGACUUCCGACCCGAAGACUUCAUUGACGCACUAGAUCAUCGUGUAUAUUUGCAUGCUGAUCUUGCGUAUGAGGUCGCGCAAGGUCUCUAUAUGAGAAUUCAUGAUUUGUUGCGACUUUCGAUAGACAAUGCUACGAUGCUGUACAACGGGUCAGACAGUAUAUUCCCUGGGAGAGCUUUGCGUAUCCACGUUUCAGCGGCAAUUGAACCAGCUGCAUGGGGAGGCGCCAGCACAGACGAUCUUAAGACAAAGACCAGUGAUUUAAAGGCAUGGGAGUCGAUGAGGACACCAAGAGGUGGGGAAGGCCCUAUUCCCUUUCAUAUAUGGACGGUACCGCAAAAGGCUGCUGGGCCACCCCCGGUUCCGCCAGGACGUGAAACGAACGGCAAAGCAACCCACCUGCGGAAUUGGUCAAGUAGCGAUUCAACAGAUAUUCUUGCGAGCUUUUACGCGGGGUUUGGCACAAGGGACGACGAUGAUAUAUUCUCUCGAUCCUUGCCUCGGUCCACAUUGCCGAAAGAGAGAACCGUGGAUGAUAGUGGAAAUCGCGAUUCAGAUGGUUCGUCAACCCCGAGGAGAGAACCAGACCGCUCAGCGAUCUAUCAGCCUUCACCUGAACUCAAGCAACCGUCAAUGCGCCGGUCAGAAACCAUGCCGGUAGACCUGGUGGACCGAAGAAUGCGAAUGCGGCCAGGCUCUCUCGCGCCCUUGACGUCAUCGAACCCAAAUGACAUGAAGGCGCCCUCGGAUACCAGCGACAGUAGCAGCGAGUUACAUUCCGAGACGACGGAAGAGACUUAUCCACCACCGAGACCGAACCCCCUCCAAAGAAAACCUACAUCUGGCAUCUCCCAGGAUGGCAAUGGAACGGGACACGAUUCGAUUGCGUCGAAAAAAGAGCUGUCGAACAUCGGAGCGUCCAUCCAUGGGUCCUGGUCGUAG
Letharia columbiana is the source of this 1794-nucleotide messenger RNA. RefSeq lists its product as uncharacterized. NCBI's taxonomy places the organism in Eukaryota, Fungi, Ascomycota, Lecanoromycetes, Lecanorales, Parmeliaceae. The transcript has 4 exons. The record is from RefSeq and is a predicted model, not a curated record. The coding region runs from base 1 to 1794 and encodes 597 amino acids.